AUGUCUUAUCAAUAUAAUGCAUAUCAGUAGAGUCGCUCAUUUGACAGUCGUCCGCCGCACCACACAGUCAUGGAAACUCACACAUGAAAAAUGGAGACAGAGACGAUAAUAAUAGUAAGCGUUUUUGGCGGAGCGUGGCUGUUGCUACUAUUGCUGGUGAUGGUUCUGUUCGUGCAGGUCGCAAGUCUGCGAAAGAGGCUGGCUGACAUACAGGCCACCGGGCGCCUCAGGGUGCAAAAGCUGAAGAUGAACCCCGACAAGAACUACGCGUUCAACAACCCGUCGCUGGUGCCUGACGAGGAGCUGUCGAGACGCGGGUACUCCAUGUACGUGGGCGCUGAAGAUGACGUAGAAAGUGGCCGCCCCGCAGAGCGGCAGACGGGCGGGCAGUUCGUAGAGGAGCUGACGCGCGAGCUGGACCACAGACAGCAGAGGAGAGCCAACGCGCCGCCUUUUCUACUGCACAGCGUAGAGGAUAGCAAGAACAGGGCCCUCAACAAUCCUGUGGCGUCGCGCGGCAAACAGAGCGAUACCAACCCUAACUUUAUAUACUAAAUAUUACUGACUGAAAUUCCGAUCAGGGAUUUACGCAAUGUUCUAUUCAUCUUUCUGCGACACCCAUAAUCGUUUAAUGGUCGCUAAGGAAGUAUCUUAAAUUAAAUACGAGUAAUCUCCCUAUAGUGACCAUUAAAUGUACUUUGCGUGAUUCUAAGUGGGAGUUACGUUACUUUUUAAUUUUGAUCGUAAUUUUUUCUGUAAAUAAUUUUAAAACGUGACAUGAUGACUUUGAACUUAGUUUAUCCUGAAUUUGAUAAUUCUGUAUGGUACAUAAACUUUGACAUGUAGAUUAUGUGCCAUAGAUAAAUUAAUGUUUUUAAUUAUCUAAGAUUUGAACACUGAGGACGCAUUAUAGUGUUCAAUUACUAGAUAAUAACAACUAAAAGUUAAAUUUAGGAUAAGCUAUGCUGCAAUAUAUUUGUUAAUAACAAGUUAGGGUUAAUGUCUCAAGAAAUCACGAAAGUUGUCGAACAUAAAUGAAAGUGUGGGCCGCAAAUCCAAAACAAUAAACCAAAGCCGUGAGUGAUAAUGCAACAGAAUGUUUUUUCUUAAUUUUCAUUUCGUAAAAUUAAGCUGAAAACAAUUAGCUUUAAGUUGCUUUUGUGUGUGUGCUAUUUAUUAAAUUUAAUACUUAAGUAA
Molecule: messenger RNA, 1197 nt
Organism: Papilio xuthus (Asian swallowtail)
Lineage: Eukaryota; Metazoa; Arthropoda; Insecta; Lepidoptera; Papilionidae
Exons: 4
Coding region: 91-555 (154 amino acids)
Source: RefSeq, a predicted model, not a curated record